Molecule: messenger RNA, 2418 nt
Organism: Fundulus heteroclitus (mummichog)
Lineage: Eukaryota; Metazoa; Chordata; Actinopteri; Cyprinodontiformes; Fundulidae
Product: THAP and Tnp_P_element domain-containing protein
Exons: 4
Coding region: 319-1182 (287 amino acids)
Molecular function (GO): sequence-specific DNA binding
Source: RefSeq, a predicted model, not a curated record
AAAACUACGUCGUUGGACUUAAACGCCGAUGGACCGUGCGCCAUUUUGGCUCAAACAAACUCUUUUACUAUUUUUACCCCUAAAUAAAGUGCUUUAAAUGGGCUACAGUGGAUUUGUACACCAACGGGUUGACGGCUAUCAUUACAUAUAAAAACUGGCUCACAUUUAAUCUGAACACCUUUAUUUUUCCCCACGUCUUCAUUUUGGAAAAGCUGUGAGCCAAAAGCCAUGGUUUAAAAAAAAAAAAACACCCCAGCCGAGCCAACUAAGCGCUUGCUUAAUUUUGUUUGUUUUAUUUUUUUCUCCACUGUGUGUGUGAUGGGGGGCUGCUCCGCUCCAAACUGCUCCAAUUCCACCAGCAUAGGCAAACAGCUGUUCAGGUUCCCCAAAGACCCGCUGCGGAAGAAGAAAUGGGUGGUAAACUGCAGACGUGACUUUGAGCCCACUCCCCACUCCAGACUCUGUCAGGAUCACUUUGAGGAAAGCCAGUUUGAAGAAAUAGCCAGAUCCCCAGCUGGUGGUAAAAAGCUGAAGCCCAACGCCAUUCCCACCCUGUUCAAUGUGGGGGAGCCUCCCUUCCCUGCGGUCACCUCUCCAUACAUCCUGCUGCCACUGAAACCCGAACCAGUGGAAAGGGAUCUAAACCUCGGGGACCACGGCUAUGCCAGACGCAACCCCCUGUCUGGCCUCGAAGAAGAGGAUGGAGCCUCUGAAGAUCAACACCCUUGCAUGCAGUGUCAGCUUCUUAAGAAAAAGCUGGAGCAGGAGAUGCAGCACACGGCAAGACUGCAACGGGAGGCGGAAGAGAUGAAGAAACGUCUGUAUCGGCUCGACCGCAUAGAGAAGGGCCUUCAGAACUUUCUGUACGAGGAUCAGAUCAGAGCUCUGUCCCUCACCAAGCGCUCCCGCCGGGCCGUCUGGUCCCCGGAGACGAUCCUGAAAGCCCGGAAGAUCCGCUGUGCUGUCGGAACCAAAGGCUACGAGCACCUGAGGGAGAUCGGCUACCCCCUGCCCUCGUAUAGGACUUUGUGCAAUCGCUUGGAGACUAAGAUCAUGGUGACCACCGACAUGAGCUGCGAGGAGCUGGCAGAGCUGGGCCUGGGGCUGAUGGCUCCAUGUCAAAGCCCCACAGAAGGAGUUCGGGACAAUGACGAGGAAGAACUGAUGGGAGUUUUGUCCUGAUCCAAGUUAUCGACGGUGAUUGUGAACUUUUUAGACCGUUCGAGAUUCCUAAAAGUUUAGCGGCACUGGUAUUUAAUUUUUCCAGCCUGAAUGUCACCUGGCUGCAGUUGCUUUACACGCCACCGGAUGAUGCGCUCGCUAGAUGCUGGUGAUUCCCGCUGUGGUGCCGGCAUGUUGUGGUAGCCUGAAGACAGGAGGAGCAUGUGGCCUGUGCGGCUCCUUCAAAUGCAUGAUAUAAAUAUGAGUGAUGUUCAGAAAAGCAUUUGCACAACGCCUUGUGAACUCGCUGCUUGUUUUUAAUCUCAGUUGUCACCCAGCUGAGUUUUUCACUGGCUCUGUUCUAUACAUAAAAUAAAAUGGUGGAUUUGGUCUUAUUGAAUAUAAUGAGAGCAGAUAAACAAACACUAACCUCAGCCGACUCCUCUCGAUGCAGAGGAGCAGUGGCUCUGAUCUGAGCCUCCCAGAUGGUCGAGCUCCUCACCCGCUGCCCAGCCCCCUCUAGGCUGGGCAAUUCUAGGCAGGAGUAGUUUCUCAAUAAUAUGGGGGGGUUGACAUUUAAAUGUCUGGUUUUCUGUAGCCUGGUUGCCCCGUAGAAGAUGAAAGCAGAGGCUUGAGGGAGUUUAUAAGUGUUUAAAAUAGAUCUGAGGAUGAGGCUGGAGCAGGAUGUGAAAGCAAAUGUAGCCCAACCAGGGCCAGGUAAGAAGCAAUGCAGCUAAUGCUAACCUGUCCAGCUUAGUAUAAAGUGACCAGAUUUCUCAAAUAAAAACGGAGACAUCUUCUGCUUAGUUUGUUAGUGGGGGAUUGGGCGGGGGUUCUACUCUUCUAUUUGCAAUGUUUUUUUUUUUUUUGUUUGGUUGUUUUUAUAUAUACACUGCUUUGCAACUUUUUUGAGAGAUAUUUGCAGAUUAACUGAGCAGUUUUAUAUUAGAGUAAUGAGAGAGACGGAUGUGAGAAAGGAAGCAGAGCAGUUCAGGAGUGAGCAAAGGGUAGGUGAGCAAAUAUGGGGAGAGAGAAAACUGGGUGAAACAGACCAGGUAACGGACCUAAAGAGACAUUGUUCAUUUAAACAUUUUUAGUUUUAGUCCACUCUUGUCUAAUUACUUGCGGCAUGGGUUUGUUGAAUCGUGUUGUGAUUUUUACCAACCAAAUUAUAGCGCACCUUGGAAAUGAAAACACUUGGAUAAUUUUGGUAUGUUGUAAAAUACAGUCUACAAACGUAAAAUAUUUUGUACUGAA